Messenger RNA from Diachasmimorpha longicaudata, 1224 nucleotides. RefSeq lists its product as uncharacterized. Lineage: Eukaryota; Metazoa; Arthropoda; Insecta; Hymenoptera; Braconidae. Bases 152 to 1183 code for a protein of 343 amino acids. Gene Ontology annotation, biological process: peptidyl-arginine methylation. The record is from RefSeq and is a predicted model, not a curated record. The transcript has 4 exons. Gene Ontology annotation, molecular function: protein-arginine N-methyltransferase activity. Gene Ontology annotation, cellular component: nucleus.
UCCUAUAUUAUGAUUUUUUGUUGGGGGUCAGUCGGUAUUUGGUUGGUACAGCAGAACUGAGGCGCCUCCUGGAUAUGCAGAUUUGAAAGUUUUGUUGAGAAAAGAGCGAACCGAGGAUUUUUUAUUGCUUUUACAUUAUUUGAAGUGCAAAAUGGAUGUGGUGAUGAAUUCCGAUGAAUAUUUUGAAAGUUAUGAGGAGCUCGAUGUUCACAGACUCAUGUUGACUGACAAUCCGAGAAUGACGGCAUAUAAAAAUGCGAUUCUAAACAAUAAACACUUGUUCGAGGGUAAAGUUGUGAUGGAUGUUGGUGCCGGCACCGGAAUUUUGUCAAUUUUCUGCGCACAGAUUGGGGCGAGGACUGUUUAUGCCGUUGAGGCGAGUAGACUCUCGUCGGUGAUAAAAGAUGUUGCUGUUGAGAAUAAUGUUGACAAUGUAGUCCAAGUUAUUUCACAAAAACUCGAAGAUAUUCGAGAUGAUACGGUCGAUGUCGUUGACAUAAUUGUGUCUGAGUGGAUGGGAUUUUAUCUCGUUCACGAGGGAAUGCUCAAUACAAUAAUCAACGCGAGAGAUAGAUUUUUGGUAGGCAAUGGACUCAUAUUUCCAUGCAUUGCAAAGUUAUAUGCUGCACCUUGUCAAGUUCCAGAGUUCUUUGAAUUUUGGGACGAUGUUUGUGGAGUUAAAAUGGGAUCAAUUGGGGCUCAAUUAAGGCAAUUGAAGUCUACGAAACCCGAGAUAAUGGUUGUGAAAGCUGAGAAUUUGUUAUGCGAAGAAAAAUUAUUUGCCUGGCUAGACCUCCAAUCCAUAACACCAAUGGACUUGUCCACGAUUGGAGGUCAAGACCUGCUGUUUGCGUCGAAAAAAAAUGGGAAGUUCGAGGGAAUUUGCGUUUGGUUUGAUGUGGAAUUUCCAGACACCUCAGAACUCUCAACGUCUCCACAUUCUGAGGCGACCCACUGGAAACAGACUGUCAUUCUCCUCCCUCAAGCACAAGAAGUGGAAGUGUCUGAACCGAUUGCAGUGAAAAUAACAGCCAGAAGGGACGAAGAGAGACCUCGAUGGUACAAUCUGGAAUUGGAAGUUCUGGACCCCGAAGAAAUUGAUCAUGACAUACCAUGUGAUUGUUACAUGACUAAAUGCAUUGUAUCAAGAGAGUUUCUCAAACUGCAAGAAAGUAAUGAGUGAGAUACAAUAAAAAAAGUUGACUCUGUGUUUUUUUCAAAGUU